Messenger RNA from Phlebotomus papatasi, 1144 nucleotides. RefSeq names its product E3 ubiquitin-protein ligase RNF113A (gene mdlc). Gene Ontology annotation, molecular function: metal ion binding. The record is from RefSeq and is a predicted model, not a curated record. Lineage: Eukaryota; Metazoa; Arthropoda; Insecta; Diptera; Psychodidae. Gene Ontology annotation, biological process: snoRNA splicing. The coding region runs from base 92 to 1030 and encodes 312 amino acids. Gene Ontology annotation, cellular component: U2-type spliceosomal complex. The transcript has 2 exons.
CUUCAAUUGUCGCGAAAGUGUCACAGAAAAAUUUGUUUUGAAGACGCUGUUUUGUUUUGUGCUGAGUUUUCCAGGAUUUUAUUAUUGAAUAAUGUCUUCAGAAGUUUCAUUUAAAAAGCUGAUUGUCAAGAACAAAGGGGCGAGGAAAAGGAAACAGUCCACGUCAAGUUCAGGCUCCGGAAGUGACCAGGAAAGUGCAGUGGUGAGAGGAAAUUCCCGAGCAACUAAGAGCAAUCCGAAUAUUCAUAAAUCCUCAGGAAUAAAGGCAAAGAAAAUUGAGCAUAAAGAUUCCAGUUCAGAAGAUGACGAUGCUGCAAUUGUCAGCUACAAGUCCAAUAGGAGUGCAAUGCCCUUGGGCCCCACAGAUCAAGGAGCAACAGCCACGGUGGAAAUAGACACGGAGAAGGAUCGUGAUGCUCAGGCAAUCUUCGAGAAGAGUCAGGAGAUCAAUGAUGAGCUCCGAGGGAAAGCUGAUGACAAAGUCUACCGCGGUGUCAACAAUUACACUCAGUACUACAAGAAGAAGGACACAGCCAUGGGAAAUGCCAGUUCAGGAAUGGUGAGGAAGGGUCCUAUCAGAGCUCCAGCGCACUUGAGGGCAACCGUCAGAUGGGACUACCAGCCGGAUAUCUGCAAGGACUACAAGGAAACUGGAUUCUGUGGCUUCGGAGACAGCUGCAAGUUCCUGCACGAUCGCAGUGACUACAAACACGGCUGGCAGCUGGAGAUGGAAGGCACCAGCAAACGCAAUGAUUCUGGAGAUGAAGAUGAUUCCAAGUAUGAGAUUCAUUCAGACGAGGAAGAUCUUCCCUUCAAGUGCAUCAUCUGCAGAGAGAGUUUUACAGAUCCCAUCGUCACAAAAUGCAAGCACUACUUCUGCGAGAAAUGUGCCCUGGCUCACUACAAAAAGACUUCCAGAUGCUACGUCUGUGGAGCUCAAACCAAUGGAAUGUUUAAUCCAGCUACUCAGCUGAUAAACAAACUCAAACUCGAGGAAUCCAAGAAUUGUGCCACUGAUGAUUCUGAUUGAGCAAAAAAAACUCAGGAAAGCAAGUUGAGAAUAUUGUCUGGAGCUCUAGCGAAAGUUUACAAAUUAUUGUAAAGUUUGUUGUCUAAUUUCAAAUUAAAUUGUGAAGUCAAAUUA